CAGACUGAGCCGCAGACUGAGUGUUGUUCUCCGAGAGGUCGGCCUCUCUCACGUUACCAAAUCUAUUUGGCUCCUUGGAGGCUUGAACAAACAGUAGCACCUUCACCGCAGCACCCACUUUACACUUUCCAUGUUAUACAGUGUGGGUGGGCUGUCCCAACGCCUUUUUUAACGAGAGGACUGGUUAGUUGAGGUGUGUCCUGGCUUAACCAUUAACCUCAGGGUUUAUCCAAUGACGUUCCUCUGCUGACCUCCUCAAAUCACUAAUGUAUGGGAGUUUCCAUCAAGCCUUUUGCACCAUUUGAUUAUUUUGCUUCUUGUUCUCUGGGGAAAUGUUGGAAAAGAUCUUAGUCCUGCUUUGUUUGCCAUCUGCUUUGGCACAACAUCUCUGUACACCAGGUGCUUCCGAUGGCUACAAAGUCCGACUCAGCAUCAAAACUGCUCUGGGAGAUCAAGCUUAUGUUUGGAACGAGAACGAAAUGUUCCUGUUCCGAGCAACUCUGGCUUUUGCCAUGAGGACUCACUUCAACGGCCAGAUGUAUAAUGUGUCAAACAUCGUCGUGUGUGAUGAGACGCCCAGAGUGUCCUUCUGGUUCGUGGUGACGUCACCGCUGGACACUUCAACGCUUGUUGAUAGAAAAGAUGUGGAGGAGGCUGUCAGAAAGUCCAGGAACCGCAUCAACAGUGCCUUUCUGCUAACUGAUAAAACUCUGGAGUUCAUCGGCAUCGCUCCUACCCUGGCAGCACCAGUCUACCCGGACCCCCCACCGUGGCUCAUUGUGUUUGGGGUGGUCAUGGGUGCUGUGGGUGCUGGCAUAAUCAUUCUGCUUGUGACCUCUGUGCUCCAAAAGAAACGCAAAAAGAACGAGAAAAGUGAAGGUGAGGAUGAUGAAGAAGAUACACGGGUGAAAACGGUGGAAAAUGGCACUGCGAGUGACGGUGUUUACAACAUGUCAUUCUCAGACGAUGAGCGGUUCACAAAGAUGUAAAACUAUUGAAACAUUUCCAUGUAAGCAAAAAAUGACAAAGCUGCUCCAGGUGGACUUUUAUUGCACUGUGAUAUUCAAUGAGCAAAAUCAUUUUAAAGUUGUAAUUUCUCAAACAUAUGUCAUUUAACCCUCCUGUUGUCCUCGGGUCAAAUUUGACCCGUUUUUAAAAGGUUUCUAUGUCAGAAAUGUGGGUUUCUUUCAACCAAAUUGUCAGUAACGUGGAUGCUGCAUACAACCCUCUUCCCAAGUAA
This is a messenger RNA of Sander lucioperca (pikeperch), 1240 nucleotides long. It is a transcript of the gene cltrn, whose product is annotated as collectrin, amino acid transport regulator. The record is from RefSeq and is a predicted model, not a curated record. The coding region runs from base 333 to 989 and encodes 218 amino acids. The transcript is spliced from 6 exons. NCBI's taxonomy places the organism in Eukaryota, Metazoa, Chordata, Actinopteri, Perciformes, Percidae.